Messenger RNA from Mercenaria mercenaria, 1778 nucleotides. RefSeq lists its product as uncharacterized. Gene Ontology annotation, cellular component: mitochondrial outer membrane. Gene Ontology annotation, biological process: mitochondrial protein catabolic process; mitophagy by internal vacuole formation. The transcript is spliced from 7 exons. The coding region runs from base 442 to 1461 and encodes 339 amino acids. The record is from RefSeq and is a predicted model, not a curated record. Lineage: Eukaryota; Metazoa; Mollusca; Bivalvia; Venerida; Veneridae.
GAUCAAGUAACAACGUUCACAAUACAGACUCAGAUAGAUAUACUUCCUCGUUAAUUUGUUUUUCAGAGAAUGCAAAUUUCAUGACGACUCGUGAUAUUUAGUAUUGAACCGGAUUAUACAAACAAUCUCGCAUAAGAUGUGUGUAUUUGUGUAAUUUUCUGUCACAGUGGUGGAAAGCAGGAUCAUUUCUAUUUCAACGUCACUUACAACAACUUAAAGCUUAAUUAUUAGAAGAACUAUUGAACGAAGGAAUACAUUUAAACUUACAUUGUUAUCGUGCACCAUUGCCUAUCUAUAUUUACAAAGGAACAUUUACAUUUGUAGCCGUGUAAUAACAUAGCAUAUGAAAAAUAUUACACGAAUCUGAUUGCGACUUAGUGCAUAAGUUCUUUCUUCAUAGUACAAACCAGUAUAGAUUUUAGUGGCAUAUUAUGAUGAACAAUGUCUGGCUGUUGUUGUAGUGAUGUUACGGAAGAGGAGCAGUCGUUAAAUCCAAGUAGUCAUACUGAUGAAAGACAACCCGUUAGGAAACAGCCGAUGUCACAGAAGUAUAUCACCGGGAAACAUGAAACGAGAAAUCACGAAUCACAUGAACUUAGCACGCUGAAAGAUAGGAAGGAUAUAUUAACAAAACAGUUACAAGAUCUACAGUCACGUUCAAACAAACAAAACGAAAGAUAUAAAAAGGAAAUAGAUAGACGUGAUUUAGAAAUCAGUGAACUGAAAAAGGAGGCAGAAAACCUUAAACGUAAAAAUAAUGAGCUUCUUACAAGGUUAAGUGCUGCAGCAAGCGCAAAACUUACUGAUGAAAAUCCAAACAUAGCAGAUUUGAGCGACAUGAACCGACCAACAAAGAUAUCAGAGCAAUUUGCAGAGAUAUAUGAUAACGAGUGGACCGAUGCAUUUGAAGCACUAACGAAUACAGAGGAAGGAAACAAACCGGAAGAAGAGGCAUGUAAGUCCUUGCUCCAUAUACUGACGACAAUAUAUUCCAAAUGUUAUGAAAAGUCAAAAGAAGGUCUGCAGGAAAUGACGAAAUCACUAGUAUCUUUCAACGGGAUGGACAUACCUUCAAAAGAACUUUUGAAGAUGUUGAAAGAUGACAGAAAAAAGAACUAUAGCUAUACGAUAAAUAAACUUAGAGAGGAGAUAGCAUCCUCUCUACAAGACAUAAUCAAGGAGCAAGAUGAAUUUUUCAUCCCAAAAUUCAUUGAAAAAUGCACAACGGUGUGUUGGCUGAUGGCCAUUCAGGAUCCACCAGUAUCUAUGGAUGUUGAGACGGACCGGCAUGAUGAAGAAUUAGAUACAGAUAAAUACAAACAUUAUACACAAUCUGGAAGAGUCAUCGAUUACAUAGUUUGGCCUGUAUUAUAUCUAUAUGAAGGAGGAAAUAUUCUGAACAAAGGUAUUGCUCAGGGAAAGAAGAGUGAAAAAAAUGAUGUCAUUAUUACUCAUUUCUGAAACUGUAUCCUUCAGACUUUCGUGGUCGGUUUAAGAAUUGCAAUGCACAAAAUACGUACUCAAGUGCUCACGCUUAUGAACAUUUAGGUAGCUGCAAGUAUAUAUUGCGGCAUGCUGAAUAUCUAAACAUAAUAAAUAAAUUGCCAGAAAACGUUCCUUGACUUCUAAGACUUCUCUAUAUUAUAUCUUUAUUAUAUAUGAGGGAGAAAACAUUUCAAACAUAGGUAUUGAAUAAAGGAGGUUGAUUUCAAUUAUUAUGUAACACAGCAGAAAGAGCAAUAUUGUGAAGUGUCAUUGUAAUAAAUUGUGUUCACUUA